Notothenia coriiceps (black rockcod) is the source of this 642-nucleotide messenger RNA. Its product is annotated as extracellular serine/threonine protein kinase FAM20C. The record is from RefSeq and is a predicted model, not a curated record. The transcript is spliced from 6 exons. Gene Ontology annotation, molecular function: protein serine/threonine kinase activity. Gene Ontology annotation, cellular component: Golgi apparatus. The annotation marks the transcript as partial. Gene Ontology annotation, biological process: enamel mineralization; protein phosphorylation. Lineage: Eukaryota; Metazoa; Chordata; Actinopteri; Perciformes; Nototheniidae.
GCAGACCCGGGAUCAGGAAACCCCUCCAGACUUCUUCUACUUCUCCGACUUUGAGAGGCACAACGCUGAGGUAGCAGCUUUUCAUCUGGACAGGAUCCUUGACUUCCGGAGAGUUCCCCCGGUGGCAGGGCGGCUUGUCAACAUGACGAGGGAGAUCAGAGAUGUGACGCGGGAUAAGAAGCUGUGGAGGACCUUCUUCAUCUCUCCAGCCAACAACGUGUGUUUCUACGGCGAGUGCUCGUACUACUGCUCCACUGAGCACGCGCUGUGCGGGAAGCCGGACCAGAUCGAGGGCUCGCUGGCGGCCUUCCUGCCCGACCUGAACCUCGCCAAGCGCAAGACCUGGAGGAACCCCUGGAGACGCUCCUACCACAAACGCAAGAAAGCAGAGUGGGAGGUGGACCCAGAUUACUGUGAUGAGGUUAAGCAGACUCCUCCAUACGACCGAGGCACUCGCCUGCUGGACGUCAUGGAUAUGACCAUCUUUGAUUUCCUAAUGGGUAACAUGGAUCGUCAUCAUUACGAAACUUUUGAGAAGUUUGGAAAUGACACCUUCAUCAUUCACCUAGACAACGGAAGAGGGUUUGGAAAACACUCCCAUGAUGAGCUGUCCAUCCUGGUGCCUCUCAGUCAGUGCUGCAG